AUGGAAUUCCACAGAUCUUACGGAAAAUCUACAUUAGGGACAGCAGCCUGUCACGAUGAUACAGGGGCAUGUACAUGUAAAACAGGUUGGACCGGAGCGGACUGUAGUACUGAUAUUGAUGAAUGUGCUAAUAAAACGGACAAUUGUAAUGCAACUAUAGAGACCUGUAGCAAUGUUGAUGGAUCGUGGAGUUGUGUGUGUAUAUACGGAAAUAGCAGCACUGGAUGCAAUGGAGGAUGUAACGAUACACAUUAUGGUUAUCAGUGCAACCAAACAUGUCCGUGUGAUUUGACAAACACAGCAGCCUGUCACGAUGAUACAGGGGCAUGUACGUGUAAAACAGGUUGGACCGGAGUGGACUGUAGUACUGAUAUAGAUGAAUGUGCUAAUAAAACGGACAACUGUAAUGCAACCAUAGAGACCUGUAGCAAUGUUGAUGGAUCGUGGAAUUGUGUGUGUAUAUACGGAAAUAGCAGUACUGGAUGCAAUGGAGGAUGUAACGAUACACAUUAUGGUUAUCAGUGCAACCAAACAUGUCCGUGUGAUUUGACAAACACAGCAGCCUGUCACGAUGAUACAGGGGCAUGUACAUGUAAAACAGGCUGGACCGGAGCAAACUGUAGUACUGAUAUAGAUGAAUGUGCUACCAACAAGCACGACUGUAAUGCAUCUAUAGAGACCUGUAACAAUGUUGGUGGGUCAUGGAAUUGUGUGUGUAUAUACGGCAAUAGCAGCACAGGAUGCAUUGCCAAAGAAUCAGAGUAUACUCCAGAAAGUACAGAGCUCAAAAUAGGAGUUGUUGUAACUUUCAAUGAAACCAUAGAUCUGAGUGAUUAUGAUGAUGCCAAAAAGGAAAUGAAGAUAGCCCUUACGAAUUACUACAAAGAGAAAAUAAAAGGAUUUAUAAAAGUUGUUAUCCUUGUCAUGAGGGAAGGAAGUACAGUUGUUGAACACGAAAUCGUCACAAAUAAGACAGAAAAAGCACAACAAGACACUGCUUUGGCAGUCGUUAGCCUGUCUAAUGGCGAGAACAAAGUUGAAUAUAAAAACCAAACCCUUUCAACUACCUUAGUAACUGUGGAGGAUAAAAACAUAACAUCUUCAAAUUCUAAAUGUGAUGUUUAUAUUAUAAACUUUCCAUGUGAUGCUGGAGAACAAUGUAUUGAGAGUGGAGAUAGCGUCUACUGUUCGAAGAUAGCCGAUGACAAUGACGAAUUUAAGCUGAUUGUCGGUCUUGGAGUUGGAAUACCUCUCCUCUUCAUAGCAGUUUUAAUCCUCGCAAUUAUUUGUGUUUACUGGAGAAGACGUCAAGAUGAUGAUUCAUCAAAUUUGUCUGAAGAUGAAUUUGGAAUUGCGUAUGGAAGUCCAGGAAGUUACUUUCCCUCUGUAAUACCAACGAAAAUUGACAGCUGGGGUAGGCAUGUAUCGCCGUACUCUCCACAUUACUUUUCGGAUCAUUCCACUAUACAAGGAGGCAAUCGAUUAGAUGAUGUCACAAACUACACAGAACCAUAUUUGUAUGACAAUGGCGAGAAAUCGAAUUUUUCUUGGGAUUUCAUGUUUCAGUCUUUACAUCCUAAUGAAAAAUUUCACAUAAGGAGGCCUGAAAUAAGAUCUCAACCAUUAAAAACUGAGUGAUGUUUAAGGAAAUUGAUAUUUGCGCUUUGUUCAUCGGUGUUUUAAUGUGCCAUAGAUUUUCAUUAUUUAUCAAAGACACUCAUCGAGUGAAUUAAGCCGGGUAUAGCAGGACUUUCAUCAUCAACUAGAAAUUUCUGAAGUACUUUAUGAAAUGUUUGUCAGGAAUUAUGUAGUCAGAAUAAAAUUCAUUUGAAUGAUUGUUUGAAAGGGAAAUACAUUAAUUAUGUAUGUAUAUGUGCGGAUAUAUAAUGCAGCUAUGAUAUUUUAUAAUUUUAACUUUUUUUUCAAAAAUCUUGACUUAAAGCAUUAUUGGAUAAGCAAAAUGUAUAUAUUUUUUUCAACAAUACCUUUCUGGUGGCUGAUUUAUAAUCACGUAUACCUUUGUAAUCUAAACAGGCACCACUUGUUUAUAUAUAUCAGCUCAUACUUGUAUAUAAAGAUUUGAAGGAGUGACUUUAAUUAUUUUAAGCAAUUGAAAACAUUAUGACGUAUAUUAUAAAUAAAAAUAAUCAAACAUUAAAGAGUUUGAGGAGAAUAAAACACGAAAUAAUUAAAAAAGCAUAUUUCAUUAGAAUUCAGCAAAACAAAAGCAAGCAGACGUAUAAUUUUAAAUGCAUGCAAUUAAUACAUGUUACACUCAUAUUCAGUAUUUCUGUUUUAAUCAAUAAACAUUUUUUAUCAUGUGUUUCUUUUGCUCAUAAAACUA
Saccostrea echinata is the source of this 2344-nucleotide messenger RNA. RefSeq names its product adhesion G protein-coupled receptor E5-like. Lineage: Eukaryota; Metazoa; Mollusca; Bivalvia; Ostreida; Ostreidae. The transcript is spliced from 14 exons. The record is from RefSeq and is a predicted model, not a curated record. The coding region runs from base 1 to 1638 and encodes 545 amino acids. Gene Ontology annotation, molecular function: calcium ion binding.